Messenger RNA from Penicillium samsonianum, 462 nucleotides. RefSeq lists its product as uncharacterized. The coding region runs from base 1 to 462 and encodes 153 amino acids. The transcript has a single exon. The record is from RefSeq and is a predicted model, not a curated record. NCBI's taxonomy places the organism in Eukaryota, Fungi, Ascomycota, Eurotiomycetes, Eurotiales, Aspergillaceae.
AUGCCAGAUAACAACCAGGAGGGAAAACAACCACUAUCCGCUCCUCCAGUCCUUCUCCCCUCACAACCCAAAACUACCACGUAUGCGGGCGCGCCAUUCAUCAACCCGUGGAACCGGCCUGCCUCAGCGUCUAGCAACUUGCCGCAGACGCAGACUAUCCGAGCGGUGCCCUGCAUCUCGGUUUGCGGAGGAUCUAUGGCCGAGCAGUCUAGUUCGCGCCACGGUGAGGGAUACAGCGUGUGGGGGCUGAACCCUGCAUGCUGCUACCACCCACGGCAGGAUCUGCAUAGAUCCUGCCGCUGUCUUCACCACCCUGACGACUGCUGCCAUUGCGCGGGUUACCCAGGCACCAGAAAAGAUGAAUUGAAUGAGCAGGUUUCAUUUCCUAGUGCUGGGGAGCCAGCUAGUGGUGGUUAUCUUAGCCUUGGCUUGGGCCUGCGUGCUGUGACGGAUGGGUGGUAG